Molecule: messenger RNA, 1527 nt
Organism: Podospora bellae-mahoneyi
Lineage: Eukaryota; Fungi; Ascomycota; Sordariomycetes; Sordariales; Podosporaceae
Gene: HRR25
Product: serine/threonine protein kinase
Exons: 3
Coding region: 367-1527 (386 amino acids)
Biological process (GO): endocytosis; peptidyl-serine phosphorylation; signal transduction
Cellular component (GO): nucleus; cytoplasm
Molecular function (GO): protein serine/threonine kinase activity; ATP binding
Source: RefSeq, a predicted model, not a curated record
UCAGUUCCGGUCCCGAGUUCUGGGCGGAUGCGAGACGUCCUUGUCCGCCUUUUUCACCGUCCUCAUAUUCCGAGGCGAGACUCCCCGUCAUCACGCAUCUGAUCUGCCCACUGCACCGAUGUCCCUUGGUUGCACCGGGUGAAAGACUUGAGCCGUUCCUUUGACUACACUACACCACACUACCUCACCGCCUGUGCCCAGUUUUUUCCCUCAUCCGGUUCUACCCUAAGCCCCAGACCUGAAACCUCGAAACACGCCUAGGCAAGAGACUAACGGCUCCAUUUAAACUACAGCCUUUCGCAACGUCCGAACGACUUCAAACCCUCUCACUGUCGAUUAACCACUGAAUCUUCUCGGAGCGAACACAUGACAUCCGCCAACAGCAUGACUACCAUGGAUCUUCGCGUCGGUAACAAGUACCGCAUCGGUCGCAAGAUCGGUUCCGGUUCUUUCGGCGACAUCUACCUGGGCACCAACAUCAUCUCGGGCGAAGAAAUUGCCAUCAAGCUCGAAAGCGUCAAGGCCAAGCACCCCCAGCUGGAAUAUGAGGCCCGCGUCUACAAGUCCCUUGCCGGUGGUGUUGGCAUUCCCUUCGUGCGGUGGUUCGGCACCGAGUGCGACUACAAUGCUAUGGUCCUGGACCUCCUCGGCCCCUCCCUGGAGGAUCUCUUCAACUUCUGCAACCGCAAGUUCUCGUUGAAGACGGUCCUGCUCCUGGCCGACCAGUUGAUUUCCCGCAUCGAGUACAUCCACGCCAAGUCGUUCAUCCACCGUGACAUCAAGCCCGACAACUUCCUCAUGGGUAUCGGUAAGCGCGGCAACCAGGUCAACGUGAUCGAUUUCGGUUUGGCCAAGAAGUACCGCGACCCCAAGACGCACUUCCACAUUCCUUACAGAGAGAACAAGAACUUGACUGGCACCGCUCGUUAUGCGUCUAUCAACACUCACCUGGGCGUCGAGCAGUCUCGCCGUGACGACAUGGAGUCUCUCGGCUAUGUCAUGCUCUACUUUUGCCGCGGAUCUCUGCCUUGGCAGGGACUCAAGGCUGCCACCAAGAAGCAGAAGUACGACCGCAUCAUGGAGAAGAAGAUGACGACGCCCACCGAUGUGCUGUGCCGCGGGUUCCCUAACGAGUUUGCUAUCUACCUGAACUACACUCGCUCGCUCCGCUUCGACGACAAGCCGGACUACAGUUACCUCCGCAAGAUCUUCCGCGAUCUCUUCGUCCGCGAGGGUUUCCAGUACGACUAUGUCUUUGACUGGACUGUGUACAAGUAUCAGAAGAACGCCCAGGCCAUCCAGCAGGCUGCCAACCAGCCCGGUCAGGCCGCCGCCGAAUCCAAGGACAACACUGCGGCCGCCCGUAAGGAGAGCCAGCCCGCUGCCCCCCGCGGAACCAGGAAGGUCGGCGAGACCCCCGAGACCAACCGUGCCGUCGGAGGAAGCGACAGGAUGCUGCGCUCGGCCGCUAAAGGUCAAGGCGCUGGCACAGGAUAUGCUUCCAAACAGUACCGCCCCAUGGAGUGA